Molecule: messenger RNA, 2334 nt
Organism: Rubroshorea leprosula
Lineage: Eukaryota; Viridiplantae; Streptophyta; Magnoliopsida; Malvales; Dipterocarpaceae
Source: the annotation of a GenBank genome assembly
GAGAAGACUCUCUGUGAUGGCCGUUUCCGUUCUCCGAUGAUCAUUCAGAUCUGCUCCAGGUCUAAAUUUUUUGCUUUCAUCUUCCUUAUCCAAACUCGUAGCUCCUUUCUUCUUCAUUAUCUUCCUUAUUUCAACAUAUCAGAAUCAAUUCCCUUUUGUUUUCGGCUACGAUCUCAAUUCAUGGCAUCGCUACCGUAGGAGCCUACUUUGAUCUACUGUAUGAAGGUCGAGGUGGAUUUUCAGAUCCAACGGAUAUCGGGGGUUUUAUGGAUCUGAUUACGGGAUGCGAUCUCUUAAUAGCAUCUCAAGAUUUUGACUCCUGGUGGUCUAGGAGACGAUAAGGGGUUUGCAGAGAUCCGGGAGCUGUCAUAAGGGAACUUAUGUCCAAUUCCAAAGAUGUGUAUACAGAAAAGGUUCUGUUGAAAGACAGCCUUUGAGGAAUGCAAGCAAGGAUCACUGGAGAUUGCUCCAAGGAUUCCAGCUCAACCACAUCCAUUUGGGGAACAUGUACAGAUGAAUGAACCGGUUGAAAGUUGGAAUGGACCACCCAAGAUAGAACUGAGUUACCUGGCCCUAUCACUGCCAUGAAGAGGUCUUGGUCAUUGGCAAAGAUUUGAAAAUGGUUGACAUAUGCGAACGGCCUUGACAAUAAGUCGAGAAAUUCCAAUUCUCUUCUGAAGUUAGGGGCGCGACCUGGUGCAAUGUAAAGUAUGUUUGUUCUAAGAGCAGGUGCGUCAUUGCCUUGCAUUUUCUUGCCUAAAAGCUCCUUUUGACCUGAGAAUGUGAUAAUAAAAUUUAUUAUUACUAAUACCACGAAGGGCACCAUUCAAGAAGGCUAAAUCUCCUGAGUUUUCAUGAAACUAGAAUAAGAUUUAAAAGACUUCUUUAGGAAGUGUAAAAGAGAUUAUAUCCUAGUAAAGGGUUUCUUUGAAACCAUAAAAAGGAUUGUUGUGAUUUUGAUAUGUUAUAUAUUGCAUGGAUCACGUCGUGUGCUCAUCUCUCACUCUCAGUGUUAGUCUUGUGGCUUUUUGGUCAUUUUGCUAGCAGAUUUCUUUCUUACUUGUUCACAGAGACUGUUUUCUCUGUUUUGUCCUCAAUGUGUUGUCUCCCUUUUUGUUUUGCACCAUGACUUUUGGGUCUUUUUACUCCUGUCUUCUGACAGUGUUUUGGCUUAUUGAUUUCCAUUUUCAUGUUUCCUUGGUCUUUGUUCAUCAUUGUGAUGGAAGAGGAAAAUAGCUUUCCUGCUUUGGCUGGACUUUGAGAUUUGGGCAGCUGAAUGUCAAUGCUUCCUGUGGUUUUGCAUUCAGCCAUUGUAAAAUCUUGUGAAUGUUGUUUUUCUUUUGGUGCUCUUUGCUUGGAUGCUUUUAGCAUUUGGAGUGGAUUCUAAUUUCUCCUUGGUACAUAAUUUUUGCUCUUUGUUUUGAAUUGUUUCUGUUGUGCAGAUUUUAGGUAUCAAGAAUGAAGUUUAUUCCGGACAUUUUCUGUUGAUUUUGAUAGGAAUGGUAGGUAUUAGGAUUUAAAAGGUAUUGGCUGACUUUGCUUGUGUGCAAAUCUGAACAGACAAGGCAAGAUUGAAGCGGUGAUAGGAAAAAGGAGCUUGGUGCUAGGGUAUGUAUUGCAUGAUGGCCCUUGGGGUGUGGGAAUAGAAUAGAUAGUAAGGGAUGGUGGAGAGAGAAGCAGGAGAAAGAAAAUCAGGCAGCAAACGUUGCCAGGAUUCCUUAGAUUAGUGUUUACAGGUGAUAAUUUCUUCCUUGUUCUUUUUUUUUUUUUUCUAUGGUAAGUUUCUGUAUUCUCACUCUCACAGAAACUCAGUGCCCUUUUUCUGGCAUGAAGGAGAUGAAUAGCGAAGGGUUGCUCGGUGACAAAAAAAAAGGACCAGGAGUGGGUUUCUGAUUUUGAGAUUUGCUAAGUAAAAAUCUGCUCUCCUUUGUUACGUUUCUUUUCCCUAAUUUUCUUCAUCGUUAGUUGAUGGAAUGGUGAGGAAAAAAGACAUGGUUAGCUUGUGACUAAGCAUAUGCAUUGGAUUAAUUCCACAUAUUUGAAAAUUUUGCAAAGUUAGGCAGAUUAUGAUAGUAAAUGAUUGAACAAAAAUGGUGUGUGCAAAGUGUAUUAAUUAAUGGAGACUUUUUUUUCUUAAUCUUUUUGUUUUGGGUGAUGUGUUGGGUGUUGUCCAGGUGGUUUUCAUUUGCCAGUUUUUUUAAUUUAAAGGUAGCAGACUGUCCUCUUUAAUUUAAAGGUAGCUGACUGUCAUCCUUUUAACUCAUGGCAUUCUGUCCUUUUUUUUUUUUUAACUCAUGGCAUUUUACUACAUGCAAAUACAGUGAGAUUGUUGAA